This is a messenger RNA of Dothidotthia symphoricarpi CBS 119687, 552 nucleotides long. RefSeq lists its product as uncharacterized. The record is from RefSeq and is a predicted model, not a curated record. Lineage: Eukaryota; Fungi; Ascomycota; Dothideomycetes; Pleosporales; Dothidotthiaceae. The transcript has a single exon. Bases 1 to 552 code for a protein of 183 amino acids.
AUGGCAUCUUCAAACGACGAGUUCGGCACCGUCUCUUCCUUCCUCAACGCCGACCUGCUUCAAGCUAUCGGCGAAGCAGGAUCCCGCGUCCCCUCUGGCCCCGCCUCGCAGCUCGCCGACAAAGAACUCGGCUACAAGAUCAAGAGAGGUGGAGAUGCCUCUUCUCCUCCCCCUUCUCCUACCUCUCCAGAAGGAUCGCCGCCAGCUGCUCCUCGCUUGACCGGCGAACCGGUCGAACUCCUCAUCUCCCGCCUAUUGUCCCUGCCCCAAGCAAAUAACGACCACGCGGGCAUGGUGACCAUCGGCCUUCCGCUGGUGAUGAAGUGCCUGGGCCAGCACAUGGUCUACGACUCGACGAAGCACCGGGUGCGGUUGAAGGCCCACUCGGAGGUGAGGUUGCGGGGCGCUGAGCUGGGGCUUCCUGCGGGGUAUCUGGCGUGGCUGUGUGCGGAUGACGGCGCGAGGGCAACGAACAUCUUGCGCAUCAGGGUGUCAGAGCUGAAGGCGGGUGAGGAGAUACUGGGCAGAACCUGGAAAGGAGUAGACGGUUAG